UGGCAUGGCUGCCCUCAGCUUCGCGUGCUCGGAACGUACAGCUAAUGCUGCGAGUUAGUUCGGGUAGUCUCUGGGUAGCCGCGCGGGCUGCCAGGAUUUCCAGGUCCGAGGUUCUAAUCUCCUGUCGGCCCGCAGGCCUCAGGCUCUGAGGAGACUGGAUCCUUCCUUGGAUAUGUGGGAUCUCUCCUCAUCUUUAAUAUCGUUAUGGAUAAACAGGUUUUACAUUUAUAUGGGCCUUGCCUUUGGCAUCAGCCUUUGGAUUUGUGUCCAGAUUGUCAUCAAGAAGCAGGACAGGAACUCACAGGAGAAAUCUGUUCCAAAAACGACUCUGGAUUUGAUGACAAAUGGUUAUGUCUCCCUUGAAAAGAAGGAAAUCUUUGUGUCUGGAGUGAAGAUUUUCUAUGGUUCCCAAACUGGUACAGCAAAGGGAUUUGCAACGAUUCUUGCUGAAGCAGUUACCUCCUUAGAUCUGCCUGUGGCAAUUAUUAAUCUGAAAGAAUAUGAUCCAGAUGAUCUUCUGGUAGAAGAGGUUACUAGUAAAAAUGUCUGCAUCUUCCUGGUUGCUACAUAUACUGAUGGCCGACCAACUGAGAGUGCUGAGUGGUUCUGCAAAUGGUUAGAGGAAGCAUCCAGGGAUUUUCGAUUUGGCAAAACUUAUCUGAAGGGUAUGAGAUACGCCGUGUUUGGCCUGGGAAAUUCUGCCUAUGCAAGCUACUUCAACAAGGUUGGCAAAAAUGUCGAUAAGUGGCUCUGGAUGCUCGGUGCUCAUCGCGUAAUGACUCGAGGGGAGGGUGACUGUGACGUGGGCAGGAGCAAACAUGGCAGCAUUGAAGCUGAUUUCAGAGUGUGGAAGACCAAGUUCAUCUACCAGCUGCAGGCCCUCUGUAAAGGAGAGAAAAAAAAAUCCUGUGGUGGCAACUGCAAAAAAGGCAAAUGCGAAUCUAAUCAGCAUGGCUCGGAGGAAACGGAGCCAAGGCCCCACACUCCAGAUGAAUUGCAUCCCAGGGACACUGAGGAGGAAGAGCCCUGUGAGAGCUCCAGCGAGGAAGAGUUUGGUACUGAGGAUCGUCAGGGCCUAAAUUCUGUUGUUGAUGUUGAGGAUCUUGGCAAGAUUAUGGAUCGUGUGAAGAAAGAAAAGAAAGAAAAGGAGCAGCAGGAAGAAAAAACUAGUCUGUUCAGGAACACAGGGAAGAAUGAAGAUGGUGAAAGAAGAGCUAUGAUAACUCCUGCUCUCCGAGAAGCCCUUACUAAACAAGGUUAUCAGUUGAUUGGGAGCCACUCUGGGGUGAAGCUUUGCAGGUGGACAAAGUCGAUGCUUCGAGGGAGAGGAGGUUGCUAUAAACAUACAUUCUAUGGCAUUGAAAGCCAUCGCUGCAUGGAAACCACUCCAAGCUUAGCAUGUGCAAAUAAAUGUGUCUUCUGUUGGCGGCACCAUACCAAUCCAGUGGGCACUGAAUGGCGGUGGAAGAUGGACCAGCCUGAAAUGAUCUUAAAGGAAGCCAUCGAAAACCAUCAGAACAUGAUUAAGCAGUUUAAAGGGGUACCGGGUGUCCAAGCAGGGCGCUUUGAGGAAGGAAUGGCGGUAAAGCACUGUGCAUUGUCCCUUGUGGGAGAACCAAUAAUGUACCCAGAGAUCAACAGGUUUUUGAAGCUACUCCACCAUUGUAAAAUCUCCAGUUUCCUGGUCACAAACGCACAAUUCCCCAUGGAAAUCAGAAACCUCAAGCCAGUUACUCAGCUGUAUGUCAGUGUGGAUGCUAGCACCAAAGAUAGCCUGAAGAAGAUUGAUCGCCCACUCUUCAAGGAUUUCUGGCAAAGGUUUCUUGACAGUUUAAAAGCGUUGGCAGCAAAGCAACAACGCACUGUGUACAGACUGACGCUCGUGAAAGCAUGGAAUGUAGAUGAGCUCCAGGCCUAUGCUCAGCUCGUGUCCCUGGGAAAUCCUGACUUCAUUGAAGUGAAGGGUGUGACCUACUGUGGGGAAAGUUCAGCAAGCAGCCUCACCAUGGCCAACGUGCCCUGGCAUGAGGAAGUGGUACGGUUUGUUCGGGAGUUGGCGGAGCUGAUCCCCGACUACGAAAUCGCGUGUGAACACGAACAUUCCAAUUGCCUCCUGAUAGCGCACAAGAAGUUUAAGGUCGAUGGCGAAUGGUGGACGUGGAUCGAUUACAGCCGCUUCCAGGAGCUCGUCCAGGAGUAUGAAGAUAGCGGCGGAUCAAAAACUUUCGGCGCAAAGGAUUACAUGGCCAAAACUCCUCACUGGGCGCUGUUUGGUGCCAGUGAAAGAGGCUUUGAUCCCAAGGACACAAGAUAUCAGAGAAAGAACAGAUCAAAGGAUAUUUCUGGAUGUUGAGAUUAUCUGUCUUCAGGAUAUGAAAGGACAAAAAGCGGAUGGCCUCGGAAGGUUCUUGGACUCUACUGCAGUUUUUCCAAGGACAAAUUAUACAAAUGAUAUUUCAUAUAAAGGAGACUGGAGGGCAAACACGGGGACACAGAGACGGCAUCCACACUCGGAAAGCUCGGGACACAGCCCCACACUUCAUUACAGAGCUCGGUCCCUCUCCUGCUCUUCCUUCUGAGAGGAAAAUUGUUUUUGUGGGGGAAGUAAAACGAUCGUUAUGAGAAUAUAACUGAUGGUUUUGUACUGCAGUUAGUAAGGCUUGCUGGAGGGCUGUUCAUGAGAGUGUUGCACAGGGAAUAGACACGCAGGCCUCGUGGCCUCUCUGGGCCCUUGGCUCUCCGUGGAGUGGCCACUUAGCAUGGAACUGGACCGCCUGGAGCUCAGUGUGUCCGCUCCCACCGGGGUUAAGAACCUGAUCCCUUUCUUAUAUCUUAAGAUAACACCUCCUGAAAAUAAUUUAAGUUGUCACAAUGUCACAAUUCUCAAUUACUUUUAAAUACUGCAGAGGUUACUUUAGAUUUUUGUUUAUUACCAACCCUUUAUGAAAUCACGUUGAAUCUACUUAAUAAAACUGUGCCAGACCUCACCCCGUUCCCAUACAGAUUACCCAGAAGGUAGCGCAUGGGCUGGAUCAGAGCAAGUGCCCUGUCUGUGGGGGGUGGCCGCGUGACGGCAGUGAGGAAGCCAGUCUCACAAACACACUUUGGGACAGCGAGUCUCAUUUGCUUUCUGUUCCCAAGGUCGUGUUUGGGCCUCUUAUCACCACCCAGACAGCAGGUCCCAUCUUCUUUCACUCUUGCAGGCCUCGCUGCUUUAUACAAUCUGUACUUUAAGGUUCAAGUUUUUUCAAAUUAAAAAUAUCAUAAAUUCUCAA
This is a messenger RNA of Lemur catta (Ring-tailed lemur), 3275 nucleotides long. Its product is annotated as S-adenosyl-L-methionine-dependent tRNA 4-demethylwyosine synthase TYW1. Lineage: Eukaryota; Metazoa; Chordata; Mammalia; Primates; Lemuridae. The record is from RefSeq and is a predicted model, not a curated record. The transcript is spliced from 16 exons. Gene Ontology annotation, molecular function: FMN binding; 4 iron, 4 sulfur cluster binding; catalytic activity. Gene Ontology annotation, biological process: wybutosine biosynthetic process. Bases 173 to 2353 code for a protein of 726 amino acids.